This is a messenger RNA of Tarenaya hassleriana, 847 nucleotides long. RefSeq lists its product as uncharacterized. Bases 119 to 574 code for a protein of 151 amino acids. The transcript has 2 exons. Lineage: Eukaryota; Viridiplantae; Streptophyta; Magnoliopsida; Brassicales; Cleomaceae. The record is from RefSeq and is a predicted model, not a curated record.
UUCAACAGGUCUCCGUCUUGACAGAGCAACCCGUCAGAAAAAUCGAAACUAAAAACAAAAGGCGAAAAAGCUGAGAGAAAGAUCCUCCACGUUAUUCUUCUUCCCAUUGAAGCCGAGAAUGGAAAAAUCUCUUGUCCUUCUUUCUCUCCUUCUACUCUUUCCGCUCUCUAUCCAGAAUCCGGAUCCGGUCGUGAAGGCGCCGACUCCGGCGCACGCCGAGCUCACAAACUAUGGUUUUCCGGUGGGGUUGCUACCGUCUUCGGUCAAGUAUUAUAGCUUGAAUCAAACAUCCGGCGAGUUCUCCAUCGAUUUCGGCGGCGCGUGCAAGAUCACGCUCCCUCCGGACAACUAUCUGGCGACUUACUCGAAGAAGGUGUCGGGUCGGAUCGUGAAGGGUCGGAUCGCGGAGCUCCAAGGGAUUCGGGUCCGGGCUAUGUUUAAGUGGUGGUCGAUCACCGGAAUUCGAUCCUCCGGCGAUAAUCUGGUGUUCGAAGUUGGUAUGGUGACGGCGAAGUACCCUUCGAAGAACUUCGACUCGAGCCCUGAUUGCGAAGGAAAACGGGCGUCUUCUUGAUGAAUUGAGAAGAUCUAUAAACCCGGCUACAGCUACAGUUCAACGUUGCGGGUGAAGAAGUAACAAGGUGUGUGUGGAUUAUCAAAAUUAGUUUGUAGAAAUACUAUUUUCUACUUGCUGGUGAAAAAAAAAGGUUUGCAAUAUGUACCUAAACCACGUCUUAAAUGUAUCCGACAAUAGGCUCUAUCACUUUCCUUUGAAACCGAUUGCUACAACUGAUACGAUCUAGGGCUUGGCACGGUUCGGGUACCCGACCCUGAACCCUGUUUCUCA